Messenger RNA from Enhydra lutris kenyoni (northern sea otter), 2450 nucleotides. Its product is annotated as leucine rich repeat containing 40. The transcript has 15 exons. NCBI's taxonomy places the organism in Eukaryota, Metazoa, Chordata, Mammalia, Carnivora, Mustelidae. Bases 1 to 1809 code for a protein of 602 amino acids. The record is from RefSeq and is a predicted model, not a curated record. Gene Ontology annotation, molecular function: protein binding.
AUGUCGCGCCUGAAGGGAGUGGCGGAGAGGAAUACCCGAGCGGGUUUUAGAGCUGAGAGGAGAGAGGUCGAUGUUUCAGUACCUCAGGGGCUGUUAAAGGCAGCGAGGAAGAGCGGCCAGUUAAACCUGUCGGGUCGGAAUCUCAGUGAAGUACCUCAGUGUGUCUGGAGAAUAAAUGUAGAUAUUCCUGAGGAAGCUAAUCAGAAUCUUUCAUUCAGUACUACUGAGCGAUGGUGGGAGCAGACGGAUUUGACCAAACUAAUCAUAUCCAACAAUAAACUUCAGUCACUUACAGAUGACCUACGACUCCUGCCUGCACUCACUGUUCUUGAUAUACAUGAUAACCAGCUGACAUCCCUUCCUUCUGCUAUAAGAGAGUUAGAAAAUCUUCAGAAACUUAAUGUCAGCCAUAACAAACUGCAAAUACUACCUGAAGAAAUUACAAAGCUAAGAAACCUGAAAGGUCUAUAUCUCCAGCAUAAUGAACUAACUUGCAUACCAGAGGGAUUUGAACAACUUUUCAAUUUAGAAGAUUUGGAUAUUUCCAACAAUCGUCUUAAAACUGUUCCUGCUAGUUUUUCUUCUCUCUCCAGUCUGGUGCGACUUAAUCUUUCCAGCAAUCAACUGAAGAGUUUGCCAGCAGAAAUAAGUGGAAUGAAAAGAUUAAAGCAUUUGGAUUGUAACUCAAAUCUCUUAGAAACUGUACCUCCUGAAUUGGCUAACAUAGAGUCACUAGAAUUGCUUUAUUUGCGGAGGAAUAAAUUACGUUUUCUACCAGAAUUUCCUUCUUGCAGAUUAUUAAAGGAAUUACAUGUAGGUGAAAACCAGAUUGAAAUAUUAGGGCCAGAACAUCUUAAGCAUCUGAAUUCUAUCCUUGUGCUAGACCUGCGGGAUAAUAAGUUAAAAUCUGUUCCAGAUGAGAUUACACUGCUACAGUCUUUGGAGAGACUUGACCUAAGCAACAAUGAUAUUAGUAGUUUACCCUGUUCAUUGGGAAAACUUCAUUUGAAAUUUCUGGCACUAGAAGGAAAUCCUUUGAGAACCAUACGAAGAGAAAUUAUAAAUAAAGGAACCCAAGAAGUCUUAAAAUAUCUGCGAAGCAAGAUUAAAGAUGAUGGACCAAGCCAAAGUGAUUCUGUUAUUGAGACUGCCAUGACACUACCAAGUGAAUCCAGAGUCAAUGUACACGCUAUCGUCACAUUAAAAAUAUUGGACUAUAGUGAUAAACAAACAACUUUAAUUCCUGAUGAAGUAUUUGAUGCAGUGAAAAGCAACAUUAUCACUUCUGUUAACUUCAGUAAGAAUCAGCUAUGUGAAAUUCCUAAAAGAAUUGUGGAACUGAAAGAAAUGGUUUCUGAUGUCAAUCUCAGUUUUAAUAAACUUUCCUUUAUAUCCUUGGAAUUAUGUAUGCUUCAAAAGUUGACUUUUUUAGAUCUCAGGAACAAUUUUUUAAAUUCUUUGCCUGAAGAAAUGGAAUCACUGAUAAGACUACAAACAAUUAAUCUAUCCUUUAACAGGUUCAAAAUACUACCUGAAGUUCUGUAUCACAUCCCCACACUUGAAACAAUUUUGAUUAGUAACAAUCAGGUUGGAUCUGUAGACCCUCAGAAAAUGAAGGCAAUGGAAAAUCUGAUGACAUUGGACCUUCAAAAUAAUGACCUCCUACAAAUUCCACCCGAGCUUGGUAAUUGUGUGACCUUAAGAACACUACUACUAGAUGGAAAUCCAUUCCGUGUUCCUCGAGCAGCCAUAUUAAUGAAAGGAACAGCUGCUAUUCUGGAAUAUUUGAGAGACCGGAUUCCUACUUAAAUUGAGAGUUGGUUUUAUAUCUUGGUUAUGUUAAUUCUUAGAUUUCUUACAUUGAUAAGUAACAUUUUUCUAAGGUAUUGUGCAUUUGUAAUGAUGAUAGCCACAUACAGUGUUCAUGCAUUUAUUCUGAAAGUUUUGCAUAAGGUUUAUCUUACUUUCAUUCCUUAUAAGAUAGGAAACAGUUUCUUCAGAAGUGGAUUUUUAUUUAAGUUAGUUUGAUAUUUUUAUAAUGAUAAAGCAUUUUUGUAGAAGUGGGAUUUUUCCCACCAUUUCUGUUUGUGUUACAUUUAAUGUGACCAGUUGAUUUGAAUAUGAUAAUCUAAUUUCUACCUUUCUGUUAGAUAUAAAAUUGAAUUGAAUUUUAUUUAAAACUGUUCUUUGGCAUUUAAAAAGUAAGGCUUUUCCUUACCCAUGGUAAGACUUCUGUGAUUUGGUUGGUCUUGGCAUAAGUUUUAAAUUAACAGUCACUAUCUUUUUGUUUUAAUCUAGUUGCUUUUGUUUUAAUCUAGUUGAAAUGUUUCUUGUCUAGCCUUUUCCCCACAUUUUAUGAAACCAUUUUGUCAUAAUUUCUAACGUAACAGAAAUGUUACAUGAGAUGUAGUUAUUGGUAGAGAAAACAGUAAAAGUAUUGCUUAAAUUAC